Spodoptera exigua (beet armyworm) is the source of this 4954-nucleotide messenger RNA. The record is from the annotation of a GenBank genome assembly. Lineage: Eukaryota; Metazoa; Arthropoda; Insecta; Lepidoptera; Noctuidae.
GUUGACUUUUGACAUUCACAAAAUCGCGAUCGCACGUCUCGUGAGUUAAAGUAGACUGUUAUUGUAAAGUAUCGAAUUGUGUGUAAGAAAUGUGAAUAAACAGUGCAUAUUGCAUAGUUGCAAUAAAUAAGAGCAUCAAAAUGUAUCGUAAAAUAGUGUGGUGUUAUAUAUUUGUAUUGACAUUAUUGGAAUUAUCACUGAACACUAAGCUGACAGCUCAGGGAAAGAGCCAUGGUGUAACAGUACAUGAUUCCCUUAUUGAGGGAAUAACAUUCCAGGAAUGGGGAAAGGACUCAGGUGCGGAGGGCGACGGUGCGGGGGCGCGCGGGGGGCGCGCGGUGGCGGCGGGCGCGCUGCAGCUGUCGCCGCCGGCGCUGGACUUCGGGCGCGCCGCGCUAGCCUCCGCGCAUGCGCUCACUGUCACGCUCACCAACACCGCCAACACUACCAUGCAUCUCGCCUCCGUCGCCGGCACCACGCCCGACUUCCACGCUUCUUUCUUCGAAUCUAAGACGCUGGCGCCGCGCGGCAACACGACGUUCACCGUGGUGUACCUCGGGCGGCGCGAGGGGCCCGUCGCCGCGCACCUCUACAUACACACCUCGCUCGGCGUGCACAAGUACCCGGUGUCGGCGGUGGGCGUGGCCAGCGAGUGGGGGCUGUGGCCGCUGCUGGGGCUGCGCGUGCCGCAGAACGCCAGCGUGGAGCCGCUCGUGGUGCUGCACAACCCCACGGACAGCGAGGUGCAGGUCAGCGAGGUGUACUCGUCGGCCCCCUGGCUGCGCCUGGCGCUGCCGGGCGGCGGGCGCGCCGCGCCGCGCGCCGCGUGGAGCGUGGCGCCGCACUCGAGCCGCGCGCUGGUGCGGCUGCGCGUGGCGCCGCCGGGCGGCGGGCCGGCCACCGCCUACGUGCGCGUGCGCGGCGCCGCGCUGCCGGCCGGCGCGCUGCUGCUGCCGCUGCAGGCGCGCGCCGCGCCGCCCGGCGAGUACGCCGCGCCGCCCCAGCUGCGCCUGCUGCCGCGCGGCUCGCGCGACGCGCCCGACACGCUGGAGCUGCGCGCCGCCAACAGCGCGCCCACCGCCGUGCGCCUGCAGCCGCAGCUGUGGGCGGCGCGCUGCGGGCCCGCGCCGCUCGACCCGCCGCCGCCGCCGGACCCGCCGGCCGCGCCCGCCGCGCCCUCCGCGCCCGCCGCCAACGGCCAGACUGACAAGGGCACCGCUAACGGCAACGGCGGCAAGUCUGCGGGCGUACAGCUGUCGCUGCUGGCGCCGCAGCUGGAGCCGCUGCAGCCCAUGACGCGCGCCGCGCUGCUCACGCUGGACUACGCGGCGCUGUGGGAGCAGGCGGCGGCGGCGGGCGCGGGCGCGGCGGGCGCCUGGUGCGCGGGCUGGCUGCGCCUGGGCCGCGCCGCGCUGCCCUACGGCCUGCGCCUGCUGCCCGGCACGCUGCGCCUGCAGCCGCUACAGCUGCAUUUCGUGACGGCCAACCGCGAGGACGCGCUGCGGCAGCGCGAAGUGCGCGUGAGCAACGAGUUCUCCGUGGGCGUGCGCGUCCACCGGGUGGACCUGCCCGCGACGGGCCUGCGCUACUGGGACCUGGAGUCGCUGGCGCCGCUGGACCUGGCGCCCGGCGCGGACGCGUUGCUGGCGCGCGUCCGCCUGCGUAGCCAGGCGCUGGCGCCCGGCGCGCCCGAGUCGCUGGCGGAGCGCCUGCAGCUGGUCACCAACCUGACGGACUACUCGCUGCCGCUACUGCUGUACAGCGGCCGUCUGCGACUUGAAUGGGAGUGGCCGAACUCUGAGGACGGGUCGCUGCGGCUGGGCGCCGUGGGCACGUCGAUGACGCGGCGCGUGGCGCUGCGCCUGCAGAACCCGGCGCCCGCCGCGCUGUGCGUGGAUGUGGCGCUGCAGCUGGCGGGCGCGUCGCUGGCGCUCGACGCCUGCGCCGGCACGCGCGCGCCGCCCGGCCACGCCUGCCGCUGUCUGCCGCCCGGCGCCGCCGCGCGCGCCACGCUCAGCGUCGUGGCGCCCGCCCGCGAGGGGGCGCUGCGCGGCGCGCUGCUGCUGUGGGCCGCCGCGCCGCAGGGGGGCGCGCCGCCCGCGCUGACGCGCGCCGCGCUGGACCUCAGUGCGCACGAGGGCCGCGUGGCGGCGCUGGCGCUGCCCGUGCUGCGCGCGGCGCCGCACGCGCCGGCUCGCGCGCCGCUGCAGCUGGAGUCCAGCAUGGCGCUGCGCAUGCGCGUCACGGCGGUGUCGCUGCCGCCGCGCGAGGGCCUGCAGUGGCUGGGGCGCCAGCCGGCGCCGGAAGUGGGCGCCGGCCGCCACGUCGUGGGCGACCUGCUCUACGCGCCGGAGACACUUUGCGACCCGCACUGCUACACGGGAUUGGACGUCACUAGCGCCGAGGGCGCAGCGUGGCUACAACGUGCGAAUGAGAUAGCAGACGCGGACGAAGGGGAUGACGACGAAGAAUCCGCCGAGCCGUACGACGCGGCACUGCGCGGCGACGCGGCGCUGCUGGCGGCGCGGCGCGCGCUGUUCCAACGCGCCGCGCCGCGCAACGUCACGCUGCACGUGCACACCUCGCACGCCGUGCAGCUGCCGGCGCGCGCGCUGCUGGCGCCCCACUGGCCGCGUCUGGCGCCCGUCCGCGCGCACGCGGGGCUGGCGCCCGUCGGCGCCGCGCUGCCCUUCUCGCUGCGCCUGCGCAACCCGUCCGCCACGCGCGCCGUGCUGCUGCAGGCCGUGCUGCGCGGCGCGGCGCUGGGCGCGCCCGACGCGGCCUGCGCCGACUGCCGCUGGCCGCGCCGCGCCUUCGCGCUGCACGAGUGGCGCGCCGCGCGCGGCGCCGUGCGCGACGUGGGCGGGGCGGCGCGGCGCCCGGGCCGCGCGCUGGCGCUGCUGGAGCUGGCGCCGGCGGCCGAGCUGGAGCUGCGCCUGAGCUUCACGCCGGCGGAGGCGGCGACGCUGGGCUGCUACCUGUACCUGCGCAACAACCUCACGGUACUGGAGCCGGUGCUGCUGACGGGGCGCGGCGCCUACCCCCGCUUCGAGCUGGCGGGCCGCCGCCCCGGCGCCGGGGCGCCCCUGCUCUUUGAGGUGAGCUCGUGCGGCGGCACCGUGCGGCGCACCGUGCUGGCGCGCAACACCGGGCCCGUGCCGCUGCGGCUGCGGGACUGGCGCGUCGCCGGCCAGCCCUGCCAGGCGCGCGGCUUCCGGCUGUCGCCCUGCGCCGCGCUACAGCUGGCGCCCAACGAGAGCCGCCCCCUCACGCUGGCCUUCAGCCCCGACUACACGCUGGCGCGCGCCGCCGCGGACCUCACGGCGCGCACCGACACCUCGCGCGCCGCCUUCCUGCUGCACGCCGCCGCGCCCGCGCGCCUGCUGCCGCGCUGCGCCGCCGCCGCGCCGCGCCCGCCCUGGGAGCCCGCCGCGCGCGCCGCCGCCGCGCUGCUGGCGCUGGCCGCGCUCGCGCUCGUGCUGGCCGCCGCCGCGCUCGACGCCGAGCGAGAGCUGCGCCGCGCGCGCGCCCAGCGCCCGUCGCCCGCGCCGCGCGCCCCCCUCGACCUGCGCGCGCUGGCGCACGACCCCCCCGCGCCCGUGCCGCGCCGCGUCGCGCCCCGCCGCCGCCGCCCGCCGCGCCGCGACGCGCCCGACCCGCGCGCCGAGCGCCGUGCCUUCGAACGCUGGCGCGCCGAUGUACUGGGCCGGCCGGACGACGACGACGAACGCUCCAGCGAGGACGCCGACCGAGACAAGGCGCACGUCGACACCGACCCGCUCCUAGACACCGACAAACCGGAACCUCACGAUCGCCCCCGCACCGGAACCGACGGCUACGAAGCCGAUCCCGAAACUGAAGAUCGUCCGCAAGGAAGCGCAGGGAGCGGAGACGACGACGCGGCAUCCACCGGCUCCGGCUCCGCGUCCGCGUCGUCGUCGUCUCCCACCGUCGACGACCGCGACGAAGUCGAAGAAGGCGAAGAAGGCGACGAACCAGAAACGUCACUCAGUCACGACACGAGCGCUGCUGCCGGCGACGAGUCCCCUGCGAGUGGUACGCCGCGAGCGCACGCGGCGUCGGGCGCCGACAGCGCGGCAGGGCCCGGCGGCCGCGCGACGACCACGCGCGCCGUCCGCCUGCGCGCCGAGCGCUCGCCCGCGCGGGAGGCGCGGCGCGGCGCGGCGGCCCGCCACCCGGCGCGCAAGGACAAGGCCAGCAAGCGCGCGCGCUCGAGGCCCGCGUCCCCGCCGCGCAGCCCCGCGCCGCGGCCCCCGGCGCCCGCGGCGCUGCGCUGGGGCGCCUCGUGGAGCUCAGUAGUAGCGCGCGCGCCGGCGCCGGCGCCGCUGGCGCCCAUCGGCGAGCACGUUCGGCGCCGCGAUCCCGAACCGCGAGCGCUAGCGGGGGCGGGCGACAAUUCCCUGUUCUACUUCAAUGGCGACACUGCGCAGUCUCUCGCUUGCCACGACUCUGACUUCUCCUGGCGCCCCCCGCCUCCCCUGGAGCGUCCCAGUUUCUCGCCCACGCACGAUUUCCUCGGUUCGGUACCGGACGAGGCGAGCUCCGUGGGCCCCGUGGGGCCGGUGGGGUCGGGCGCGGGGUUCCGGUCGCUGAGCUCUGUGUGGGGCGCGGGCGCGGGGCUGGAGCCGCGGCGCGAGAGCCCGGCGGCGGCGGCGUGGCUGUGGGGGGGGUACGGGGAGCCCGCCGUGCGCCCGCCGCCCGGCUUCGGCGCGCCGCCGCGCCCCGUGCGGCCCUACGACCCGUUCCGCUCGCUGGCGUCCAUCUGGGCGCCGGGCGCGCUGGACUGGCGCCCCGACCCCGACCCGCCCGAGCCGGACCAGUAGCCGCCGCCCUAGUCACGCCCGCGCCGGCGCCGCUCCGCUCGCACCCCCUCGUCUACUCGAUUGUCUGUUCAAGACUGAAUUAAACUUACACUAUCUCAAAUGAUGAUCAA